Messenger RNA from Megalobrama amblycephala (Wuchang bream), 2553 nucleotides. RefSeq names its product meprin A subunit beta-like. Bases 157 to 2136 code for a protein of 659 amino acids. The transcript has 16 exons. Gene Ontology annotation, biological process: proteolysis. Gene Ontology annotation, molecular function: zinc ion binding; protein binding; metalloendopeptidase activity. Lineage: Eukaryota; Metazoa; Chordata; Actinopteri; Cypriniformes; Xenocyprididae. Gene Ontology annotation, cellular component: membrane. The record is from RefSeq and is a predicted model, not a curated record.
ACUGUUUCCAAGGAGAGCUCAGUAUAAGGAAGUACAAAAAAUUUUAAAUAACUUGUCAAACAUCCAGACAAUCUCACUUGGUUUUUACCUGCCAAGCUCGUUGGUCAAGCAGUUAUACGUUUUAACUUUAGCCGUUAAAGACCGAAAACUGCAAAAAUGCAGUUAUGUGAUUUUCUUCUGCUGAGUUUGGCUUUGGCUCUUUGUCUUGCAUCACCAACGCUCCCACCAGAUAUAAAUGGAGCUGAGGAAUGGAAGGACAUUCCUGAUAUAAACAAAGGUUUAAAUCUCAGAGAAGGAGACAUCAUGAUGCCUAAUCAAAGGAGCGCCAUUCUUGGGAAUCGGUGGGAUAUUCCCGUCCCAUAUGAGCUGAGUGUGAAUCUAGAUAUGAACUAUAAAGGAGUCAUUUUGAGAGCCUUUGAACAAUUCAGACUGAAAUCAUGCAUUGACUUUAAACCAAGAGCAGCAGAAAUUUUUUACAUCUCUGUGGAGAGUCAUGAAGGGUGUUGGUCAUAUGUUGGGCGCAUAUAUUCUGGAGGUCAGACUCUUUCCAUUGGAGAUGGCUGUGGAAUUAAAGCCAUUGUUGAGCACGAGUUUCUCCACGCACUAGGAUUUUGGCAUGAGCAGUCAAGAUAUGACAGAGAUGAUUAUGUGACCAUCAAAUUUGAAAACAUCAUUAAAGAGGAGGAGAGCAAUUUCGAUAAAUACAGUGAGAAUGAGACCACCACCCAAGGCACCCCAUAUGACUAUUACUCUGUGAUGCAUUAUGAUAAAAAUGCCUUUAGUAACGGUAAUGGAUCCACGAUCAUUACCAAGCUUCCCGAGUUCCAGGAUGUGAUUGGUCAACGCCUGGACAUCAGUGAAUAUGAUGCGAUUGAGCUCAACAAACUCUAUAAAUGCAAUUCCUCCAUCUCUUUUCUUGACCACUGCAGUUUUGAUGAUGAAUCUCUGUGUCAGAUGAGCGUCUGUUCUGCUGCUGAUUAUGGCUGGCAGAGAGUGAAGUCAGUGAGUGGCAUCAAUGUGACUGACCACAGCUACUUGGGCAAAGAACAGAAUGGGACGUCUUUUUUCAUGCACUUCAGCACUGAGGGCAGAAAUGAAGGGGACACAGCCAGAAUGGAGAGCAAGACAAUGACCCCUAAAAGAGAGUGCAAAGUCCAGUGUCUACAGUUCUACUACUAUCACAGUGGUAAUGAGUCUGACCAGCUCAACAUCUGGAUACGAGAGUACCAGAAUGAAGCAGACAACAGAGGAACUCUCAGACUUAUGGAUCAGAUCACAGAACGCCCUGGUAAUCACUGGAAGCUGCAUCAUGUGUCACUGAAUGCAAAUAAAACCUUCCAAGUUGUAUUUGAAGCCCGUAAAGGAGCUGGAAACUCCAGUGGAGGCUUUUCACUGGAUGAUAUCAAUAUUUCAGAGACUGAGUGUCCCCACACAUGGCAGAUAAGGGACUUUUCAAUAAUGGAAUCUUCAACACAUUACAGUCCAUUGUAUUACUCUAGUGAUGGCUAUCGCUUUCAGUUUGCAUUACAAGUGUAUCCGACUUCUCUUGCCAUGUAUGUUAGUCUGGUAUCUGGAGCAUAUGAUGACCAGUUGCAGUGGCCUUGUCCAUGGAGACAAAUAACCUUCCAGAUGCUUGACCAGAAUCCACACAUACAGAAGCGCAUGUCCUCUGAAAAAAGCAUCACCACUGACCCUACUUUGAUUUCUUCCAAUGGCAGAUAUUACUGGGAAAAUCCUCGAAAAAAUGGAACUCGAGUCACCAUUGGCAAUGAGACCGUAUAUGUGGGUCUUUUGUGGGGCUAUAGAUAUUUCAUUAUGAAAGAUGAUCUGACCAGAAGAGAGUUCGUCAAGGGUGGUGACAUCAUAUUCCUCUUCAACAUGGAAGAUAUCUCAGGGCUACUUCAGAAUCACUCUCUACCCUGCUCUAAAGUGACAGUGAAGAAUUUCAACAUUUCUCCUGAUGCGAGUGCCCAGCAGGGACCAUGUGACCCAAGAGCUCUUCCCACACCUCAUCAGACAACUUCUACACCAGAACCUACUAAGGGUGAAUGUCUGGACAUAUUUUGCAAUUCCAGUGCCAAGACCGUUUCUUCUCUAAUCCUCUUGGUGGUUUGCUUCCUUUUGCUGGUGAAUUAAACACGGGAAGACACUUUUAAUCAAUAUCCAGUGUCUGACUAUAGGAGUUUUAAUCAUUGUCAAAGCACUGCAUCUAUCUAUGAUUCCAUUAAAUCCACUGAUCCAUUUUUCCAAGGCAACUGUCCUUUUCAUGAUUGCACAGCCUAUCCCUUUGUAGCCUAUCCAAGCAUCUCAGGUCAAAGGCAGGGAAACACCCUGGAUGGAUGGCCAUUCCAUCACAGGGCUAACGCACACUUAGACGAAUUCCCUCUUUCACCCAUGCCUAUGAAUGUGCAAUUUAAUUAAGCUCUUUACACAGACUAUCUAUAUUCACUUGCCUGUGAUACAGAAAUCAAUCAUGUUAAUCUUAACUGUAAUUCCAAUGAUUACAAGUGUAUAUCUCUUCAAUGUUUGAUUAAAAUUUUGACUUAAAGACUU